Messenger RNA from Rotaria sordida, 855 nucleotides. NCBI's taxonomy places the organism in Eukaryota, Metazoa, Rotifera, Eurotatoria, Philodinida, Philodinidae. The record is from the annotation of a GenBank genome assembly.
AUGAAUAUACUGAAAUUUCAUACGUGAAUAUUUUGUUGAUAAAGACACAUAUUUUUCUCUAUGAUGAUACGAAUUCCGCUUAUAGAUAUCAAUACUCUGAAAAGAGUUCAGACCUUUGGCUUGUUGUUACUGAGAUACUGUAUUUUUUUUAAUACAAUGCCCUGCUCCUCCUCAUAGAAACAUUAGAAAAACUGAUUUUGAAAUUUUGACUUGAAACUUUGCAUAGAGAUAGGCCUUAAUAAGAAUAGGUUAUUAUGAAAAUUUUAGAUUUUUUCUUUGUUUCUAUCUUAAGAUACGGCUAUAGUAAAUGUUUGUUUCUUACAUCACUCAUAUACACAUCGAUCGAUUCGAUGUUCUUUAAUGAUAGGAACAAAUCAAAAGGCCUGAUAAUUUCACGAUAAACUAUUCUCGUUAAGAUUUGUCUAUGACUAUCGAUCCAAACCCUUUUCAAACUAAUGAUAGCUCAUUAGGUUCUACAUGAUGUACAUAGUUUCCACUCUAGAAGUAAUUAAUUAGUUGGGGAACUUGUCGCUUUCAAUGAGAAAAUCAUAUUAAAUGCUUUUACGCUUAAUAAAUCUGUUUUUUCUUUUCAUUCAGAAUGUUAGUCGUUAUAUGGCUGAUGAAUGUAACUAUGGAGACUGAUAAGUUUGUUUUUCUAUUUAAAAUCUCUUUAUCUUUGUUUUUUUUCGUUUUUUAACAGUAGCUGAUGAUUGGGAUCGUCAAUGUUUAUGUGUUGUUCUUAAAGACUUUUACAAUCUACAAGUAGCUGAAAUUGUUAAACAUAAAUUAUCAUCAAGCAGUUUUUAUUAUGUAUUGGCAAAAUGUACUGAUGAGGAAUAUAUUGAAUUUAUUUAA